Penaeus indicus is the source of this 11658-nucleotide messenger RNA. Its product is annotated as neuron navigator 3-like. Gene Ontology annotation, biological process: neurogenesis; nervous system development. NCBI's taxonomy places the organism in Eukaryota, Metazoa, Arthropoda, Malacostraca, Decapoda, Penaeidae. The record is from RefSeq and is a predicted model, not a curated record. Gene Ontology annotation, molecular function: ATP hydrolysis activity; ATP binding.
UAAAGUGAUGCGUCACGCGGCCGUUUGUUGUAACACGACCGCCUCCCCUUCCCGUUCCCCUGCCUCCCCAUCCCCCCUCCCUUCCAUCAAGAUGAGGGGAAGACCAAGGGAAGCUGAGCGUAAGUGAUAAUUCAUCGGGGAAACAUCGAUGAUAAACCUAACAAAUCGCCCGGCAUGAGUAACCCGAGAUGAAUCGAGGCCGAUGGUACAUUGGAAGCAGUCAGUGGCACCGAGAGGCCCAGUCAGUUUAAUUAAAGUGAAAUCAAUGCAGUACACCAUUUUCAUGCAAAAAGGAAAGAAAAAAUAAUUGAAAAGAGGCUCUCGAAGGCAGUGGCAGUGAAUGAGUGACUUAGUAUGGCCCUGACCCUGGACACGAAAAUAAGCGUUAAGGUCGGAUAAUGGACAGAAUUGUAAUUUUACUUAAAGGAACUCUUUAAACUACUCAAAACUAUUUAGCCUCACUAAACUUUUUGCGUUCCGCUUCCGCGUCGGGUUGCGGGGUCAUGUCAGACUGAGGCUCGAGUUACUUUGGAAAAGUCAUCGAGUCGUUUAAUCGAGGCCAGCGGCGAGAGGACCCAGAGUGUGGACGUAGCAGCACCCCUUCGAAAGCAAACUAACCGUGGAAACUUGAGAGGGAAUAGUAAUCAGGCCUUCGGAGGGCCUCGCGCGUCGCCCCCCGCUGGGAGGGAAUCCGUCUCGACGUUACAUGAAUUUGAGUCGUAGACUCAUUGAUUUUUGUUUCUUGUGCGAUGGUUAACUUUUUUGUUAUUGCAGACCCGAAAUGCCAAAAGCAGAACUGAUUAAUUAGUGAAAAAAUAACAUUGUUUUAUGUUUUGAGUCGAGUUCGUGAGCAUUAAGAAAAGAAAAGAAUAUCGACUUGUGUUUCUGCAGAAAAGAACGAGAAACUUGUUCAGGGACACGAACUCCGCAUGAUAUUCCGAAGCGGAAUUUAUGGCCUAUACCUGGGCACAGGUCUACGAUGCAGCUUUGAAAGGCGUGGAUAGAUCCGACGUUGCUGGUGAGGGGCACGCGUCUCGCUGAAUGUAACUAUUCACUGGAUGAGCGGCUAGUCAUGAGCAAGGCGGAUGGAAUGCCAGGAAUAGAACCUUCCCAGAGCUUUCUUGGGUCGGAUGAGAACGUGAGAGAAGGUGCUUUCUGUGAUUCGCUCUUUUUUAUCUGCGUGUGACUCAAUAACCGUGAAUGGCCGGAGUGCCAAGAAUAAAACACUAACUGGAGAGCUGAAAGGAGAAAAGAGGCACAAUAGAGCCGAGCUCCCCUUCCCUCGUAUGCAGCGCCUAGCAACCCCCAAUUGCAGCGAGGAAAGGACGCCGCUGUGAGGGGAGGACGCGGCCUGCCUCUGUCCACCAGCCAAACAGUCCUUCCCCUCAUGACAGAAGCCUGACUCCUGUCCUACAGGAUCGUCGCCUUUCAUCCUACCCCGGGGAGGGUACUGGUGCCCGUCGACAGACCCGGGGUAUGAUUGCUAAGGCCGUAUGGCGCAGCGACCUUCGACGCAUGAUUGACGUUCGGUAAUGGUUGUUAUUCCAGAAAAUGAGACACGGGAACAUUUCAUUUCCGCCAAGAUUUAUUGCGCAACAGAUUAGUGUGUUUGACGAAUAUUGCGAGCUAGAUAUUUUGUGAUCAUUGGGAUACACGGUCCCGGGAGACGUGUAUGAACGGCCGAUACACAAAAUCUGGGUAAUUUUACGACCGAAUGCAGAUUGCUCCUGUGAUUGGGGAUGGCCGUCAUGACUGGUGCAAGCUCGCUCGGGACGUCACGGGGGCCGACGGACGCCGCGCAGUCUGCAGCCUCUUGGCCGCUGGCGGGAGUUGUCUGAGAGGCCACCGCGAUUCCACCGCGAAACAGAAGGAGGUCUGUCCGUGAGCGUAAAGGAUUCUGCUCACUGAUUAUUUAUUUAGCAUUAGCCAGCAGUGAGAACGCCGACGGAGCGAGAUGGCGCCCAUGUUCUGCACGAAGUUGUUUAACUGGAAACCGAAGGGCAAGAAGGACGGGGCUCCCAGACCGCACUUGGACACCGUCUUCCCCGAACCGCAGGAUGAGGGGGAGGCGUGUCCCUAUUGGACCCACGUGGCAUGCAAUCCCCCGCCGCCUCCGCCCUCGCGCCCGCACACGCCUACUCACGCCCGUACCCAGCCGACGCCGCCGCCCCUCCCCCCGCACCACCCUGGCAGUCCCGUGCACCACCAGCCGCAGCCCCGCUCGCCGGCCACGCACCGCCGCGCCCACGCCCGCAACCACCUUCCGUAUGGGUACAGCAGCACCUACAACAGCCCCUACCAGAGCCCCCAUCAAAGCCCAGGCCCCAACAGCCCAGUCAACCACAGCCCGCACCACUUUACCCCCAUCCACCACAGCCCUGCACACUGCAGCCCCGCGCACUGUAGCCCUGUGCAUCCUAACCAAGGCUACAACAGCCCGGUCCACGUCAACCAAGGCUACAACAGUCCGGUGCACGUGAACCAGGGCUACAACAGCCCGGUCCGCCAGAGCCCAAUCCACACCAAUCAAGGAUGCAACAGCCCGGCCCACCAAAGCCCAGUGCACCACAGCUCCGGCUACAACAGCCCGGUCCACGUCAACCAAGGCUACAACAGCCCGAUUCACCCCACCCCGGUCCACCCCAGCCCGGUGUACCCGAGUCAGAACUACAACAACACGAUGCACCAUCGUGGGUACAUUCUGGAGAGCAACUACUGCCAGCCGUUGCCCCCGCCGCCGCCGCAGCGGCCGCCGCCUCCCAUACCGGGAACUGAAGGUUCCCAGUUGAAGACCGUCGCCUCAGCGAGCAGCAGCCGCUCCACCUCUCCGGCCAACGGCAGUGCUUCCUUCAUCCCGCAGCCCAGGAGCCACAGCGGCCGUGCAUCGCUCAACGAGAAGCACUCCAAAACUGGCGGCACUUCGAACCUGGUCAAGUCGAACCUCCGGGGUCCUGCCACCCAGACCGCCCACAACGUAUCGGGGAAUCACGCCCUCGCAUCGCCUUACCACGCCUCCUCCGCGCCCCCAGCCAAGCAGAAGGACUCCAUGCUGGACAAGUUCAAGCUGUUCAACCACAAGGAGAAGGAAGCGAGGAACAAGACAACGAGUAAGAGCAGCAGCGGGGUGAGCAAACGAACGAGCAGCAGCAGCGGCUUCAGCAGCGCCAGAUCCGAGCGCUCGGACUCGUCGACCAGCCUGUGUUCCGACGCCAAGCCGCCUCCGCUGCCGCCGCACCAAAGCUUGCCUGUGAGCACCAGUAGCAGCAGCAGUGAUCAGACGAGCCACGCGGAGGCGCAGCAGGGGGGAGCGCCCCCCGCCUCCACCAAGCCGCAGGGCCUCCGGGGCAUCAGGUCCAAGUUUUCCAAGUCCGCGGGCAAGGAGGGCAAGGAGUCGCCCAAGGCGUCGCGCAAGGACAAGGAGCGCGAGGAGCGGGAGGGGUCCCGGGGGUCGCCGCGGGGGGGUCACAAGACCCACCGAGACCCUCGCGGAGAGAGUCGCGACAGAAGCGCCAAAAAGGGCGACAAGCUCACCCUCGAGUUGGAUGGCGGCUCGCGCCCCCAGCGCCCCCAGUGCCCCCUGCCAGCCAAUGCCGAGAAGGACUCCCGGCCCCCUGCGCCGGGUCCGCGGCCGGAGACCGCAGGGCACGCAGCCUCAGAGACAGACCAGCCACCCGCUCUGCCGCCCAAGGAGAAGGACCACAAGGAGUACAGCCACAGCAGCCACCAGGAUCAGACCUCAGCAAUGCAGCAGCAGACUGUCGUGACGACCCCUGGCAGCCCCCUCCCCCCAGGCACUCCAGGCACGGGCAUCCCGAAGCCCACGGCCCACGUGAAGGGCCAGACCAAGGUGGUGCCCCCCGAGCGGUCUGCGCCCCCGACGCCCACCGCCUCGCCCAACGUCAACACGUCUCAUCAGGCCAAAGACUACAACAAAAUGGUCCGCCCCGCGGGCACGCCCUCCACGCCUAAAAUCGGAGGCAGCAGCGCUCCGCGGCAGGCAGGGACGCCCUCAGGUGGAGAGGCCAACGCAGCUCAAGAGUGCCGCGACCCGAAGGGCUCUCUGCCGCGCCAGAAGCAGCUGGGCAGACGGGAGGACUCCGCGACGGGCAUCAGCGUGGCGAUGGUGAGUCCCAUGCCCAACCCACGCGAGAAGGACAUGGUCACGCCCUCCGAGUCGGGCUCCAACAUCAGCGAGUCCUCCCAGAGCAACAGCGGCCAUAGCAACAGCACUUCCUCCGGCAACUCCUCCGUCAUCUACAAGCCCACGAGCUCAGAGGACGACAGCGUCUCCGACCUGAAGACUCACAUGAGAAAGGUGGAGGAGAAGGCCGAAGGAGAAGACGGCGACGAAGUUAUUCUGAAUAUCAAGCCCAUGCAGCCGCUGGUGAGGGCUUCGCAGUAUGGCUACAUGAGAGGACUAGGACUACACCAAACCCGCACAGUGCCACCUUCUUUGCACGUUUCCAGGCUAGCAGCCCUCCAAGACAACGCCAACACAGUACCGCAGAAGGGGAUGCGUAUUGGGCCUCACCUCAAGCGUCCUCCGGGUCCCAACCAGGUCAUUGACACGGAUUAUAGCGACCUGGAGAGUGUGGACCUCGCUAAUGGUUACAUGUCCGACGGCGACGUCCUACGCAAUGUGGGCUACAAAUCCGGCAAUUCCUCGGAUCUUGACGGUUACCUGAGCGAGGGCGGCGCCUCCCUUUACGCCCACCGCCUCAACCAGCGCUUCAAGGAGGGUAUGAGGCAGGUGCACGAGAGCAUGAACAAAGUGCAACACUUCAUUCACGACGACAGCAACGGCACAGAAAACGACAUGGAGGUAUCCUCUCUCUCUCCUUCCACCACGUCGUCAGAGCCUAGGCACUUUGACGAGGACGAUUAUUUAGACAGGGAUCUAAGCGAAGAUAAAAAGGAAGGAGAGGAGGAAGAGGAAGAUGAUAUAUUUAGCGAUGAAUGCAAGCCCAGGCCGCCACCAAGAGAGGAAUCGGGCACCAGGAGGCGCUUCGAUGACAGUAGCAGCUUGAGUUCGGGGGUGAGCGACACCCUCAACGAAAUGUCGGCGGAGGAUGUCCUCUCCUCGUCCCUGUCCUCGGACCACCCGGCUUACGUCAAGCAGGGUCGUAGCAUGAAGGAGGUUGGCCUGAAGCUCCCGGUGGGUCUGAGUGGGUCGUCGUCCAGGAAGGUAGCCAUGGGUGUAGAUCCUUCUGGCGUGUAUAAAGUAGUAUCCAGCCGAGCUCAUGUCAAGAAGACAGAGAGUGCCCAACAGACUGAUAAUAGUGCCUUUAAACAAAUAUCAAACACACAGUGGAAGAAAUAUGUAGAAAAUGGGAAAGGAAGCCUUGAACGUUCAGCCAGAGAUUUACAGAGAGGCAUUGAUCCAUCAAGUGGAAGCUCUCGUAAGGUAGACCACAAAAAGUCCAACUUGGGUUCUCCACAAACUGGAGUUCCCAGCAGUCCAGGACUAAAUGGUAGUUCUGGGGUAUCUGGUAGUGCCUCAGGUGGAUCUAGGAAGAUGGAUAAGAAAGGAACCAGUGGAGAAAAGAGAAGAGAAGGAGAGAGAAGUAGCAGAGACAAGUCUGCUGUUGCCAUGUCUCCCCAGGUGAAUGGGGAGUCAAAGAAAAUCCAGAAUCCCAAGACUGCUCCCAGUAACUUUGGAUACAAUGGGAAAAGAACCACUAGUACUGGCAGUGUAUCAAGCACUGGCAGUGGAAAGGGUAGUAAGUCGGUCAAGGAAGUAGACAGUGCUGGUGGCAGCAGCUCUCGUCAUGACAGCUCUAGUCAUAGCUUGGAAAGACCGAGAACCAAGCUUAAGGUGUCUGGAGGCACACAAACCACCAGUGACCUUCACUAUAUGUCUACAGGAGUCCAUAGUGAUAGCGAGUAUUCAUCUGGCUCUCUUGGCAGAAAGUACCAACUCAAGUCCUAUUCUUUAAAUGGUCCAGUUGCUGCUCAGCUGUCACAGAGUGUACGGGAAAGAAUCAUGCAGUCUCCUUAUGGCAAAAUCCACGUAGGAGAAUAUGGACAGUAUCCUCCUGCAUAUUAUCGGGAACGAAGUCCUCGCAUCAAACCCACAGAUGGCUCAUUAAGCGAUUCUCCGUAUUCCAAUUAUGCAGAGAUACAGUAUAGUGGAAGUCCAUAUAGUAGCCCCUAUUCCUGGGUAUCCAGAAGUAAUUAUGCAGGAUCCGUGGCUUCUGCACCAACAAGACCCCUGGGUGGCAGUCUGACAGAGGCAGAGAGCAUGGAGAGUAUAAGCUCAAGCGCCUCGAGUAUAGCUGCACAGAUCCAGCACGCUCGAGCCACCAGCCUCACACAAGCCCGCCUCAUGAUGCACCAACGGGAAAUGUCCUCAUCACCCUCCCCUAGGCUCGCUCGCUCCAAUAGUGUUAGCCAUCUUAUUGAACGGACCUUCCCUAGAUCCACAAAGUCUGAGAAACUGUACAGUAGUAGCAUGGGAGGUCGAGAUGGCUACCAUGCCUCACAGCCUACCAGUCCAACGCCACCAGGAGGCACCAGGCUACCUAUAUCUCCCCUGAACACUGUUCGAGGCUCCCCAUAUUACUCAACUGUGAUUCCUAGAACUUCAAAGGAUGAUGAAUGUCAUGGAUCUUCAUUAUCAUUGGUGUCCUCAUCAUCAUCACUGUACAGCUCACAGGAGGAAAAGCAAGCUGCAGAGAUUAGGAAGCUGAGGAAAGAAUUGGCUGAAGCACAAGAGAAAGUUGGAACUCUGAGUAACCAACUUAGUACUAAUAACUCAGUUUUCAACCUGAAGAAUACGGCUCAUGUAGUUGCUGCCUUUGAGCAAUCUCUUACCAACAUGACCAACAGAUUGCAACAGCUUACUGCAACAUCAGAGCAAAAGGAUUCCGAGGUCAUGGAGUUGCGUAAAACCAUUGAGGCCCUGCGUCAACAAAGUGUAGACGCUGGUCUUACUGUAGCCUGUCUCCAAAGUACGUCCCCCGGCCACCACCAGCACCACCACCACCACCACCACCACUCCCCCCCUUCCCCUGCCAGGCACCAACACACCCAUCUCUCUCCCAACAUUGCCUCGUGUUCUGUGCUCAAUGUCACCUCAGGCAGUCGUUCCAGUUCACCAGAAAAAUCAGGGCAUGACCUUGCUCGCAGGCACACCUUCACGGGGAAUUGUAAAGACCUUGUAGUGUGUGAAUUCACUGAAGCUGGUGGUAAACUAGUACGAGGAACAUCAGUGGAGUCUGUGUCAAGUCUGUCCUCUGCAUGCUCAGCUGCAUCACACACAUCCAUGCAAGAUAAAAGUGAUGGAUCAAAGUCUGGAAAGAAGAAGGGUUGGCUACGAAGCUCAUUUAGCAAAGCCUUCUCCCGUGGGCACAAGAAGAGUAAACAUGGCGUUGGUGGAGGCUCCGUCUCUGAUGUGGAAGGCUGGGACCGCGGAGAAUGUUCCGCUCCUUCGUCUCCUCUCCUGCAGCGUGCAAAUGGUGGAACAAGUGACCCCGAGUGUCAGUCCACAACUGGAACCUAUGGUAACAACAAGGAAGAGGAAGUGGAGUCACUGAAGAUUCAGUUACGAGAAAAAGACAUGGCUCUUACCGACAUUCGACUCGAAGCCUUAUCUUCAGCUCACCAGCUGGAAUCUCUCAAGGAAACCAUAAGUAAAAUGCGCUCAGAAAUGGUGUCGCUAAAGCAAGACAAUGAUAGACUGGCGAGGAUGGUGUCCUCAAAGUCCCUGAACUCCUCGCAGAGUUCACUUCCUGUGUCAGAUUCGAUAGAGCAAAGACUAAGUCUUGGUGGUGAUGAAAUGACAAUGCCAGACUCAACAGAUGACUGUGGUAAACUAGUACGAGGAACAUCAGUGGAGUCUGUGUCAAGUCUGUCCUCUGCAUGCUCAGCUGCAUCACACACAUCCAUGCAAGAUAAAAGUGAUGGAUCAAAGUCUGGAAAGAAGAAGGGUUGGCUACGAAGCUCAUUUAGCAAAGCCUUCUCCCGUGGGCACAAGAAGAGUAAACAUGGCGUUGGUGGAGGCUCCGUCUCUGAUGUGGAAGGCUGGGACCGCGGAGAAUGUUCCGCUCCUUCAUCUCCUCUCCUGCAGCGUGCAAAUGGUGGAACAAGUGACCCUGAGUGUCAGUCCACAACUGGAACCUAUGGUAACAACAAGGAAGAGGAAGUGGAGUCACUGAAGAUUCAGUUACGAGAAAAAGACAUGGCUCUUACCGACAUUCGACUCGAAGCCUUAUCUUCAGCUCACCAGCUGGAAUCUCUCAAGGAAACCAUAAGUAAAAUGCGCUCAGAAAUGGUGUCGCUAAAGCAAGACAAUGAUAGACUGGCGAGGAUGGUGUCCUCAAAGUCCCUGAACUCCUCGCAGAGUUCACUUCCUGUGUCAGAUUCGAUAGAGCAAAGACUAAGUCUUGGUGGUGAUGAAAUGACAAUGCCAGACUCAACAGAUGUGAUUUUAAUUGACCCUAGUGAUAAGGAUGGAAAACGAGUCAGUAUUACUGUCUUCAUGGGAUGCCAUGGAGAUUAUGAUAAAUAUGUGAAUCCAGCUGAUGGUGUGUCAUUUAGUGAGUGUAUUAUUGGAGCUAUAUCUGUAAGUGGGAAAACCAAGUGGGAUAUGUUAGACAAUCUUGUGAAACGCAUUUUUAAGGAAUACAUCCUGAGAGUUGACCCUGUCUCCAACCUGGGACUUAGUGCCGAGUCUAUUUUCUCAUACCAUAUUGGAGAGAUUGCCAGGGGACGUGAUGCGGACUCACCGGAGUUACUCCCAUGUGGGUAUUUAGUGGGAGAAGUGACAAACAUCAAGAUUACUCUCAAAGGAGCCACUUUGAAUCAUGUUGAUGCUCUUGCAUUUGAAACUUUGAUUCCGAAGUCCAUUGUCCAAAGAUACAUGUCUCUUUUGACUGAACAUCGGAGGAUUAUUUUGUGCGGUCCUUCAGGCACUGGGAAGACAUACUUAGCUCAGAAGUUGGCAGAAUAUCUAGUAACCCGAAUGGGAAAAGACCCAUCACCUGGUUAUAUUGCAACAUUCAAUGUUGACCACAAGACAGGAAAAGACCUUGGAGCCUACCUCUCCCACAUUAGUGAACAAUGUGAGAGUAAUACUUCAGACCUGCCUUUGGUCAUCAUUCUAGAUAACUUGCACCAUGCAGGAGCCUUAACUGAUGUAUUCAAUGGGUUCCUAAGUGCGAAGUAUAGCCAUUGUCCUUAUAUUAUUGGAACAAUGAACCAGACUACAUCAUGUUCAACAACUAACUUACAGUUGCACCAUAACUUUAGAUGGGUUUUGAUGGCCAAUCACAUGGAGCCUGUCAAGGGCUUAGUGGGAAGAGUAGCUCGAAGGAGAUUGACACAGGUUGAAGUGGAAGCUGGUUCAAGGUUGCCCCGGCUUCAACAAGUGCUGGAUUGGCUCCCGAGGUGCUGGAGUCACAUCAACAAAUUCUUGGAGACUCAUUCAUCUUCAGAUGUUACUAUUGGUCCUCGCCUGUUUUUGUCUUGUCCUGGAAGUCUGGAGGAUUCCCAGGUGUGGUUUACUGACCUGUGGAACUAUUCCCUUGUGCCCUACCUUGUUGAAGCUGUGAGGGAAGGACUCCAGUUGUAUGGAAAGAGAGCAACCUGGGAGGAUCCUAGUACCUGGAUUACCGAAACUUACCCGUGGCCACCAAGCAAUCAUGCAGGCCCACAGGCUCUAUUGUCUCUACGCCCUGAGGAUGUGGGAUAUGAUGCCCUGGCUCCCACAGUGGCUCCCGCAGCACAGGAUAAGUUCAAGAGUGAUAGCCAAGGAGAGAAUGAUCCAUUGUUGAGUAUGCUGAUGAGACUGCAAGAAGCUGCCAACUACUCCAGUCCGCAGCAGGACUCUGAUACUCCUUCACUAGAAAACAUUGAAAACACACUGGAGUCCACCAUCUGAACAGAUGGUAUUGCCUUAAUUAAAGAAAUAGCGUUAACUGGAACUUUCUUAAAUGUCACACUUUCAAGAUACAUUUGAUUAUGAAUAGGAUGUAAUAUAUAUAUAUAUUAGUAUUGUGAUAAAGUUGAUAGGGCAUUGACGGAGAUGACAUGUUAUAUAUGAUUGCCUCAGAACUUUAAAAAGUCACGGGUAAUGUUUGGGAUCUAGUCACAUCUGGUAGCUUUCUAUCAGGAAUGAGGAAGUAAAGGGGGCCCAUUUUCUGACUGACCAAGACAAGACAUAAUUCUCAAAAUAAUAGGAUUUUUUUUUCCCAUAUAUUUGACAGACAGUGUUUGUAACAGACAAACCCAAGCCAGAGUUGAAAUAUACAACUAGUUUCAUGAUUCUGUAAAUUUUGUCAUUUAUAGAAAGGUGUUUAUGAUCUCUCAUAAUAAUGCUAUAUAUAUAGCAUCCUUGAGCUGUAUCUUGUCAAUUAAAAACUUAGUUUAAAGUAGCCUGCAUUUGGUACUAGUGUCCACUCAGUUUGAGUAUAGAGCAUGGCAUGGUUCCUACUCUGUACAUUGUUGACAUCUGUGUGAUGCGACAAAUCAUUUUGACCUCAGUAUGAGUGUCAACAUGAUUCAUUGUCUGUCAUCAUUCAUAUUCUUGUAUGAAUCAUAAGGUAGCUCAAACUAUGUUUUAAUAUAUAUACACACAUAUAUAUUAUAUAUAUAACACAUAUAUACACUCUUAUAUACAAGAACAUACCCAUUUAUGUAUACACGCACACACUUACAUAUUGCUCUAUGUUUGUGCUGAUGUUUAUAUAGUCUGUCCAGUUGGACAUUUUAUUUUAUAAUUGCUAAUAUUUCAGAGCUAUAUAUGAAUUUAUUAUGCACAAAUAUAUUUGUGGAGGAAUAGAACUUCCAUGGUAUGGUUCUUCCAAAGUGUCUAAAUAAUAGUGUAAAUAAUUCUGGGUCUGAAAAAGUGGCUGGAAGCUUUAAUGUGGUGUAUUAUGAUGUGUUGUUUGUGGUACCAUCAUGUCUUUAACUGUGCUUAUUAAUGCUGUAAAGCUAAUAUGCAGCAAAUCUAUAUUGUUUAGCCUUCAGAGAUACAGCAGUGGCUGUAAAGUCUGAGGCCAUAUGUUCUGUAUAUAAUGUAUUUUGUACACUUUAAUUUUAAACCAAAGCCAAGCAUACCAGUGUCCUUAGCUUUUGUGCCUGUGGGCUAAGACAGCAGUAGUAAUUAUUGCUCAGAGGCAUAUGGACUCCUGUAUUUCCUAUUUUCCCUUCUCCUUUCCCUUGCCCUACUGCCAGCUCUGAAAUUGUGGCUUGAUAUUUAGCCUUCACGCCCAAAGUUGCCAAAUUCUAUAUUGUUACUGCCUUUCUCUUUUAUAAUAAUGUAAAUAUUGUAUAUACUGUAUUCUGUAUGUAGAGUCUGACUUGCUGUUUCAAAACUCGUGUGUACUGAAUUCAAUGGACCAUUUGUAUGUUCUCAAAAGAAUGUAUGAAUUGACACAGAUACAUUUGUGAAUGGAGCGUCAUGUAAGAUUUGUGACAUCAUCGGCAUUUCCAUGACAGGUGUAAAGAAAAGUGAUAUGUUAUUUGUAAAAGUAACUCUGAGUGUAACUUUGAUGCCACAAAUAGUCGUGAUUGAUUCCAACUUAUGCAGGGAUUCAACAUUCAGAUUGCCACCACACUUUUGUUAAAUAUACACCUGAGGUGGAAGACUACACAUUUCCCUUGUUUCCAUUUUUAUACAUGCAAAACAGCAUUUUUAAAUAUAUUUCUUUUCAAAAU